CCUCAUUGUACUUCCGAUGAAGAAUGUCAAUGAAUCACUCGUUUCCGAUCAGCUUCACAGACCCAGAAGACCCAAAUCUCGCGAAGUGAGUUCAAGAUUUCUCUCGCCGGCCUCUGUCACUGACGCCGCCGCACCCUCGUCGUCUCCGACUCAACCUCUGUCACCCACUCACCGGAAAUCAAGAUUCAGUUCAUUUGAUGCUCGUAAGCACCGAAGCCAAGAUGGGUCAUUAUUCGUUCAUGGACUCUGGCCUUCUUCUAAGAGAUUCGAUACUCUUGCUGAUCAUCUCGGAAAUGAACGAUUCAAGGAUGAAAAACCCACUGGCAGUAAUGGUAUUCCGUUCGUCGAUAAACAGAGAGAUUCCCGGGAGCUGAGUAAUCUCGAAUCGGAAAAGGAAUGCGCUAAAGAAAACGAUAAACCGAUUAUUGGGGGUUCUUUGAGAUACUGCGGGAAAAUACAGGGGAAAUACGUGAGCUCUUCGUCGUCGAAAUUGCCGGUUCAGAGUUCGGAAUCUGGGAGAUUGUCGGUGGAUGAGAAUGCUCUGUUUGGAAGAUCAUCAAGACGGCGAUCGGAAAAUUUCAAGAACAGUUUUGACUUGGACCCAGAUGGGUCUCCGACGAUGUUGGGCAAAAUGCCGACCAUAAUCUGCCGGAGAGCCGGUAUAAUGGUCCCUUCGAAGUAUAUGAACGAUGUACCAUCAAGAAGGCUUCAAAGGGGUUCUUCAGAUUCAAGCGUCCCAAAUCCUGUUUCAUUAGAGAGUUCGCCAACAGCGAAGAAAACUCAUGGGAAAACCCCAAUUCAACGAUCUAAUUCAAUCUCCGGACAUGGGAGUUCCACGUCGCAGUGGGCAUUAUCGCCUGGACGGUCAGGGUCGCCGCCGAUGUCAGUGGAGAGCAAAGAAAAGCCGAUGUCGUUUUCUAGUUUAAAACCUGUAAGAACUCCAUCAAAAGCCGCAACGGGUAUGGAGAAGUUGCUUAACUUGGGAUUGGACUUGUUCAAGAGUAGAAAAUCAUCGAUUUCCAUCACAUCCCCAAUUGGGUUUGCAGUAUCAGAUAGCGUUCAUCAACUCAGAGUGUUUCAUAAUCGACUGGUGCAGUGGCGUUUCGCCAAUGCUAGAGCUCGUUCCGCCAGUGUAAACUUGGCUAGUCUAGCAGAGAAAAAUUUGACGAUUGCCUGCUAUGAUAUCGCUAUAUUGCAGCAGUCUGUGCAGCAAAAGAAGCUGCAGCUACAGAAAGAAAAGCUUCAAUUCAAGUUGAAUUUCAUUGUCCAUUCUCAACUGAAGCCAUUGGAGAGCUGGGGAGGUAUGGAGAGGCAACAUUUGGCUGCAGUUUCAAUGACCAAAGAUUGUCUGCAUUCUGUUAUCUGCAGGGUACCGCUGAUCGAAGGAGCAAAGAUUGACGGCGAAACAAUGUCGAUGGCAUUGAGACAAGCCUGUGAUCUGUUAGCGUCAAUGAAGUCAAUGAUAUCAGGACACGCCCCACGGGCGAAGGAAACUGCUUGCUUGCUGUCAGACUUAGCCAAAGUGGUGAUUCAAGAGAGAUUGGUUCUAGAGGAAGUGUUUGAACUCCACAAAGCCAUAUCAGUACUAGAGAUGGAAGAAAGGAGUUUGAAAUGUGGGAUUAUCCAAAUGAAAACAGAGCAAUAUCAUCAUCAUCAUCAUCAUCAUCAUCUGCAGCAGCUACAAGAACAAGGCGAAGAAGCUUCCAGGGUUUGA
Molecule: messenger RNA, 1714 nt
Organism: Cucurbita moschata (crookneck pumpkin)
Lineage: Eukaryota; Viridiplantae; Streptophyta; Magnoliopsida; Cucurbitales; Cucurbitaceae
Product: QWRF motif-containing protein 3
Exons: 6
Coding region: 17-1714 (565 amino acids)
Biological process (GO): spindle assembly; centrosome cycle
Cellular component (GO): cytoplasm; nuclear microtubule; centrosome
Molecular function (GO): microtubule binding
Source: RefSeq, a predicted model, not a curated record